UUUGCUGGUAGGUUGUCUUUGUCUCCGGUCUACUCUUCUGAGUUCCUGGGAUUGUGUUCCCUUCCAGGUUGCAGGUUUAAGGAUGUUAGAAGAAAUCUUCAGAAAGAUAUAGAAGAACUGAAGAACUCUGGGAUCCAGGAUGUAUUUGUGCUUUGUACCAGAGGAGAGCUCUUAAAAUACCGAGUACCGAACCUCAUAGACACCUACCAACAGCACGGCAUCUGUGUGCACCACUAUCCUAUUCCUGACGGGGACGUUCCUGAUGUUGCCAGGUGCUGCAAAAUUCUGGAGGAGCUCAGAAGCUGCCUGGAAAGUAACCGGAAAACAAUCGUACACUGUUACGGUGGCCUCGGACGCUCAUGUCUCAUAGCUGCGUGUCUCCUGCUUCAGCUUUCGGACGCGCUGGCACCUCAGCAAGUGAUAGACAUCCUCAGAAACUUGAGAGGAGCUGGGGCGAUACAGACCAUCAAGCAAUACAAUUACCUCCAUGACUUCCGAGAGAACCUAGCCGCGCACCUGGCAACCAAGGACACUGUAUUAAGAUCGGUAUCACGAUAA
Molecule: messenger RNA, 558 nt
Organism: Eurypyga helias (sunbittern)
Lineage: Eukaryota; Metazoa; Chordata; Aves; Eurypygiformes; Eurypygidae
Gene: CDKN3
Product: cyclin-dependent kinase inhibitor 3
Exons: 6
Biological process (GO): protein dephosphorylation
Cellular component (GO): nucleus
Molecular function (GO): protein tyrosine phosphatase activity
Source: RefSeq, a predicted model, not a curated record